Messenger RNA from Harmonia axyridis, 1314 nucleotides. Its product is annotated as AH receptor-interacting protein. NCBI's taxonomy places the organism in Eukaryota, Metazoa, Arthropoda, Insecta, Coleoptera, Coccinellidae. The record is from RefSeq and is a predicted model, not a curated record. The transcript has a single exon. Gene Ontology annotation, molecular function: peptidyl-prolyl cis-trans isomerase activity; protein binding. Bases 264 to 1241 code for a protein of 325 amino acids.
CAAAAUGACAUUUUGACAUCAGCCAUCAAAAUAACAUGUUUAUGAUAUUGUGCAAUAAUAUUACAUUUAUAAUCUAUCAGAGCUAUUUUACAUCAUAAUUAACAACUUCUGAUAUAGUGUGAUAUUUUUUUUUACGAUAUACUUUAUUUUUAUAAACGUAAAGCAGUUCUGGAUGAUGUUAAAUGUGCCAGAAAUACUUAACUUUUAUCUUUAAGAUUUCUUUCAUCACUACAUAUCACUAAGGAUUCGAAUUUAUCAAAAAGAUGAAUCCUGAUCCUGAUGAGUCUCGACCUGUGAUUAAGGAGAUUCUUUAUGCGGGUACUAAAAAAAUUUCUUUCCGUGAAGGAACAAAAAUUUUUUUCCACUUUCAAACCAGAAUAUGCAACGCAGAUAAAGUUUUAUUAGAUGAUUCUAAAAAAUUAGGACCAGGUAAACCUGUUGAACUCCUGAUUGGAAAGAAGUUCAAAUUAGAAAUAUGGGAGUCAAUGUUAAGAGGUAUGCUGUUGAAUGAAGUCAGUAAAUUUGUUGUUCUCAAAUCUUUAGUACUUGAAUACCCUUUUGUUUCGAAAGUUUUGAGAGAUGUACACAAACCUAAAGAAGAAAGAUAUAAUACCCACUGUUGUGCAAUGACUCUUCAAACUGAAGGUAUUGGGUAUAAUGAUUUGAAUGGUCUAAUCAAAAAACCAGAAAAUUUAGAAUUCAUCAUGGAAAUAAUUGAUGUUCAGCAACCAGAACAAUAUGAAAAAGAAACAUGGCAACUAUCUGAGAUAGAACUGAAAAAUCUUGUUCCAAAUCUUAAAGAACAAGGAAACAAUCAGUAUAAAUCAAAAAAAUUCAAAGAAGCUUCUGAAUUAUAUGCUAAAGCAAUUGGGGUUUUAGAACAGCUGAUGGUUAAAGAAAAACCACGUGAUGAAGAAUGGAAUGAAUUGAAUGAACAAAAAUUGCUGCUAUUAUUGAACUAUUCUCAAUGUCUUUUGAAUAUUGGAGAUUUCUAUGGUACGAUUGAACAUUGUACAACUGUUUUGAAUUUCAAGAAGGAUAAUGUGAAAGCACUCUAUAGACGAGGCAAAGCUCAUGUCGGUGCAUGGAAUCCAGAUAAAGCCAAAAGUGAUUUCUUAAAAGUUAUUGAAUUGGAUCCAUCAAUGGAAAGUACGAUAAAAAAAGAAUUGACUGAGUUAGAUCGUUUGCUGAAGUUGAAAAAUUCUGCUGAUAAAGAAAAAAUGAAAAAGUUAUUUAUGUGAAUAUAAUUUUCAUCUUUUUGAAAGUAUCCUGAAAUAUUUGUACAUUUGUAUAUUAAAGCAUAUUUAUUUGUUA